Messenger RNA from Wyeomyia smithii (pitcher-plant mosquito), 5987 nucleotides. It is a transcript of the gene fax, whose product is annotated as failed axon connections. NCBI's taxonomy places the organism in Eukaryota, Metazoa, Arthropoda, Insecta, Diptera, Culicidae. The transcript has 5 exons. Gene Ontology annotation, cellular component: cytoplasm. The record is from RefSeq and is a predicted model, not a curated record. The coding region runs from base 645 to 1916 and encodes 423 amino acids.
UGUGAGUUGAAUCAACGCAGCAAGCAGACAGAGAAGUAAACGCAGCAGCAGCACAAGCAGUCUUCGUCAAAUAGUUUUGUAUAGAGCCAACCGCCCUAGCGCUAACAGAGUGGAGCUACAUUUUUGUGCCCCGUUUGAAGAUCUUUCUCUAUCGGUGUGUUUUAUUACAGAUUUUGAAAACGGAAAACCGUUUUCAUUUUUUCGAAAACGAUAUCUCGAAAAGCUAUUAAGGCAAAGUUCAGUCUGUGCGUUUGUGAUUUUUACCUCAGUGUCCUGAAUCUCAUUGCUGACGCCCGCCGCCAAACCGGAUUUUUGCCGAUUUCAGCAAGCUCUGAAGUUUUAUCGGGAUCGCUUCUUACAGAAAAAACACAGGAUUAUUCAAGGAAUAUAUUUUCGCAUUUGGAUACAAUUGAGUGAAAUCAGGUGCUUUUUGUGAAACCUUACAUUGAUUGGCGAAGAGUCGUGUUUUUUUGCCAAUCAGAAUCUGACCUGGAAACCUCCAAAGUGAUUUCCGGCCAAUUUUAGCAAGCCCAAGGAGGAGAAGUGAACAAAAGUGCAAAUAUUUUAAAGCCUAGGGUUGUGUGCGUGAAUUACUCUACCAGAUUCAUUCUUGUCCAGAAAUCUCACAAAGAGUCCAGCGAAAAAUGGCAACAGAAGUCGAGAACAAGCCUCUGACCACCGAAGAGGAGAAAAAAACGGAACAGCCUGCGGCCGGAGCCGACAAAAAGGAAGAUGGUGCCGCUGCCGCAACUGCAGGAAGCGCCGAGGGCGGUGAUAAAAAAUCUGCCGAUGGCGACAAGCCAGUCACAGAAAAUCAUGCCGCCGAUGUCGGUGGAGGAGAUGCUGCUACCGCUUCCGGGGCAGGCACCGAUGCGGCAGCUGCUCCAGCUAAAAAGGAGAAAGAAGUCAAACCCACGGUACACAAGACCAACUUUGAAAAAGAUGUCGUUUAUCUGUACCAGUUCACGAGGACCCCAUUGCUGCCGUCCAUGUCCCCGUACUGUCUCAAGGUGGAGACUUGGCUGCGAUUGGCUGGGCUUAAGUACGAGAACAUUGACCAUAAACUAAAACUGCGCUCUAAGAAGGGACAACUGCCGUUCGUCGAGGUAAACGGAGAGGAAAUCGCGGACUCGGCCAUCAUCAUUAAGGAGCUAGCACAACGCUACGAAAAAGAUCUAGAUGCAGCCCUGACUCAGGAACAGCGCAACAUUGCCCAUGCCAUGAUUUCCAUGCUGGAAAACCAUCUUAUCUGGGUGCAACUAUUCUGGCGCAGCAAGAAUCCCGAACAGAUGAUCAAGGGCUACAAGGUCAACUUGCAGCACGCUCUCGGUAGCCGCUUGCCAAAUGCAGUGCUCAACUUCAUCUUCAAGUUCCAAUUUGGACGCAAGUAUUUACAGGGCUCCAAAAAAGUGAAAGCUCAGGGCCUCGGGGUACACAAGCCUGAGGAAAUCGAGGAAUUCGGAAAGCAGGAUCUGAAGGUGCUGUCCGAGCUGUUGGCCGACAAACCUUUCUUCUUCGGUGACGAGCCAACAACUUUGGAUUGUGUAGCGUUCUCCGUCCUUGCACAGAUUCACUAUAUUUCUGACGAAGUGAAGUACGCUCUGAAGGAAUUUAUGCAGGAGAACUGCCCGAAUCUAGUCGGGCACGUUUCACGGAUUAAGGAACGCUGCUUCGCAGACUGGGAUGACAUCUGCACUAAACUGGACCUGAACGCCCAUCUACCGAAACCAGAGCCGGAAACCAAGGAAAACAAGGAAGGAGCGGACACUGAAAAAACCGCCGAACAGGACAAGAACGAGUCCGAGAAGGAACUGGAGAAGGACAAUUCCAACGAGAAGACAGAGAAGAAGGAGGAAAAGCCUGAGAAGGCUGCUGUGGAGGAGAACAAAGAGAAAGAGGAAGCUGCUGCAAAAUAAGCAGAUACUGACGGACGCGAUUGAUUUUUUUCUUUUCAGUUUUAUUGGCUAUUAUUUCUCUAACUUCGUCUGCCAAUUUAAUUUUACAAUAGUUGACCACAUUCUUGGUGUUUAUCUUGUUCAUUAAUGCCGUUUGCGAUUCGUAACAAUUUGUUGGACGUGAGCGAGAAAACUUGCUAGUAGAAGCGAACGCGCGAGAAAAAGAGAGCUAGAGCAAAAAGCUAGGGAGUGAAGUGAGUUAGGUAGGAAGCUUUUCCAUACGAAAUUAGUAGCUUUUAUUCUACUAUUUGCUGAAAAAAGAACAUAAUAUUUCUUGACGAACAUACUUGCUUUUGUAUACUUUAACUUAUGUGUUAUAAAAAGCUACGAAUGGCAGAGUUGGGAUUACGCAACAUCAUCAGCGCAAAAAUAGAAUGAAACGUACAUCUGUACAGUAAAAUAUGAUUUGCUGUUUUCAAUGCUAAACAUGUAGAAACACCGUGAGAUGAAAAGCGAAAAAUUAGAUGAAGAGCGCUUGUAGUUUUUUUUAAAUAAUUAGAUGAAUUAUUUACUAGCAGCAAAACUAUAGCGGAUUGGAAGGAGAAAAUUGCAAACGCAGAUUAAAGGAUAGAUCCGAAGUUCAAUGGUUAGGUUAUUUCUACGAUUAUUUUUUCAGAUUUAUAUUUAGUUACUAGCGUUUAGAGUAAGGAUUGCGACAAUUACUACAGUAAUACUCAAAAAGAAAGGAAAACCGAAUACAGCCAAGUUUGUUCUACGCUACCGGCCGUGCCGACGUGCGGCGAUUGUUAAUGACAAUCAAGGCGAUCGUAAAAAAGAACAUUCUCUUGUAUGUUUGUCAUGCUCCGAAGUAAGGUAAUGCCGUCUUUUGUAGUAAUACAAUCUAAAACUAGUAAUAAUGUUUAUUAUUACUCCUAUAUAUUUUAUAUAUAUCAUAUUUUCGUAUAUAUUUAUAGUAUUUUAUAUAAAUUUUUAUGUAUAGUACAGCUUUUCUUUCUCUUUACAUUAGUUUAAGCGUAAUUUCAAAUCAGAUAGAAGAAUUGAUUGUCGUAUUCCAAAUUAAUGUUUUGUACAAAAUUUGCAGAAUAGAUAAUUAUUCUUUCUUCACGGAGCGUUUUUAUUCUUCAGAUUGAAGCUAAAGAGUAAAAACCGGUCCGAAGAUAACUUCCUCUGAGGAAAUGUUUUGUUUUUUGGAUCUAAUCGUGUACGAUUUAGAAUUUUCUUAGAAACGAAGUCAAGGAAAAACGAAACCGGUUGCAAUGAUUAUACACAGCAAAAAGAAAAACGAUUAAUAUCUCAACACAUUCUAAUCAACAUCGUUUUAUUUUAAAGCGUUAGUUUAGGGUUUAUUCGGUUCUCAUUCCUCUUCUAUGUCGUCAAACGUUCUUCAUCAUUUUUCGUCAGACUCCUGUUCUAGCUAAACAAUUUGAGAAACGUACAAUAGUGUAGAUGAAGUUGCUUCUGAUACUAUUCUCUUUUACACGAAACAAGUUAAUAUUUUUCUUAGACGUAGACGAAGAAUAAGCCUCCGAGUUUAGUUUACAUAAAACAAAAUAGGAAAAUCCAACUCCAUUUUCGCAUACAAAUGCCAGAUAUACAGCAACAAAAAAACUUCGUUUAAUUAGGUUAAACGCUCUCCGAUGAAUAAAAAAUAAAACAGUGAUAAUAAAAACCGGAACUAGAGUAGAAUUUUAUACUGCAACCAUGCCAGUCGCGACCGAAGAACUUCCCCGAUGGUCUCAUUCGUUUGGUUGAAACAAAAGACAAAGGAUAUUGAACUGUUCCAAGUCACUGCCUACCUACUAACGAAAGCACAGUUAAAACUUAAUUUCACACUAUUUUGGUUCUCUUUGGCAAUCGUUGUAUUGAAUUUGUUAGUUGAACGCUUCUCUACAGCUGUGUAUAGUUUAUCUCCGUUUGUUUUUUGUUUUCUUUACUCCUUUAUGUAUUUUCAGUUUUUGUUACAAACAUAAUAUGUGGUAAGUCUGUUUUUAUUCUGUGCUUGAUGCCAUUUUACGCUAUGAUUUUAUGUAUUUCAGUUCUCGAUGCUUACUAGCGAAAGGAUGUAACAAAAUGGAAAAGUAUUCGUAUAAUAAAAAAAAAACAAUUGUAAGUGCUUUCAAGUGAUUUAUUCGUUGUAAAAAGAUAAAUACUGAGUGAUUGAUCCGAUUUAAAUGAAAAUUUCAAUAUAGUAAGGGCUUUCGCUGCACCGUACCGAGAGGAAUGCUUAAAACUGCUGAAGGGGUAAAGUACACAUUCAUGUUUAUUACAUCAUUUACAACUUGUGCAUUGGGUUGUCAACACAAUAUUCAGGAAAAAAUUAUUCAGAAAAAAUAAGAAUAGAAAAUGGCUUUGUAUGUUUUAUUGAGUAAAAAAUAGGUUUCAAUUGCUCACAAUAAGAAUUAAACUGCUAUUCAAAUACUUGGGGUAACUAAGACCUUUAUAGUAUAUGUAAAAAUGCGUUUGUACUUUACAUCCCAGCACAGUGAAUAGAGGCAAAGCUCCCUGUUAAUAAAAGGAUAUGAGUACUAGAUUGUUCGCGCUUAUUGGAAGUUUCGAUUGUUUGUUUCAUGUAAGAAAUGCCAAGAUUUCCAUGACUUUCGCCAAAAUAUCGCAGAACAACAAAUUUUCAUUUUAUAUGUUCUCGCGUAAAUUGAAGACAAUUUCGAAUAUUAUAUUUAAAUGUAGCAAAAAACAGUACAUUUUAAAAUAAAUUCAGAAAAAUAGAAUUAAACGAACGGCAACAGCUGCUAUUAGGGAAUUAAACGAAAUCAUCCUACCGAAUUCCAUUCAAACGUGCUGACUUUGAACAAACCAAACAACUACACAGACUCAUACACAGGCACACGCACCCUAACACGUGUUACCACGUGUCAUGAUAAAAAAAAGUUACAAAAAUAAAACCAAUGUCAUUCGCUCAACAUUUUUAUGGAAACUUUUAAAAGGUCACUAUAAGUGACUGUUUUCAGGUUUUGUAUUAACUCUAUACAGUGUGUGUCAACUGAACAAAUAAACCAAACAUCGUUUUAUCAUCCCAAACAUAAAGACAUUGACGUAGCAAAGAUAGCAUAAAAUUUUCAUCUGCAUGUUGAAAUAAUCAACCCAUUUUCCACAAACCGUUGAAAAAACAACAAAAAACUAUAAUCAAAACAACAUUAUUAAACUGAUACACUCUCACAUACGAACACACAUUCAUUAACAAUAAUAAGAAGGUGGUGAAACAACACAUUGCAGAUUAACGGACAUACAUUAAAUUUAACUAAAAUGGUAAAUAAUUUACUAAUAAGUAGGUAACAAAAUAAUCAUUAAAGUAAGUUUGGGCAAAACCAAACAAGUACAGCAUUUUCGAAUAGUGAGGGCGUGAUAAACCGCUUGACAAUGAGCUCUAGUCUGGGAUUUCCGAAGCAAUUUGGGAUAGAAUGUGCAGAACUAUUCGAUUACGCUCCUUGUUUCAAAUGCAGUAAAACAACUCAUUAAGAAAAUCCUUUAUUUCAAGUAGUUAAGUCAAGAGAAACAUUCAUCGUCAUGCGCAUAUUGGAUCUUCAUUAGAAGUUUUGCAAAUAAUAAUUCAAAUGUCGCUGCUAUUUUUGAUUCGCAUACAAUCGACAAUUCCUAGAACGUCGAUUGAUCCAUUUAGAGUAUUUACAAUGAGGUGAAAUGCAACCCACGACUCCUCACUGGUUGGGUCCACAAUCUGUCAACCGAAAGAUGCCAUUCGUCAAUCACGAAAAAAUAGAAAAAGUUCAAGGCACUGCUACGACAGACUCGAGCAAAGUACUAAACAUCCGUGAUUCCAUCGGUUGUUCGGUGUUGAACGAUAGGAUAUGUUCCAUUGAAAAUAAAAGCCCGCUUGUAAACAUAUUCGUUCCGAUCCUAUGCACUUUUUCGGUUUUCAUAAUUAGGGACAAAACCCAGUAACGGUAGAGAUUAAGUGUGAGCUUGGAAUAUUGAAGUAUUGAACAACAGACAGUAAGAAACAAACAAAAAGUAAUGAAAUAUAAUGUAAUGAACAAACCACAAAAUGUAUGUAAUCUGUAUUACAUUGAAUAUUGUCAAUAAAAGUAUAUAAUUAAA